AUGGAUCGGGACAGAGCUAGCCCGUCCCCCUCCAACCUGCCAGAGUCCCCUGGUCACAACUCUCCUGGUAGCACCUUACUGCUGGGUCUGAAGAGGGUGUCUGUGGGGCUGGUCGACUGCAGGAAAACACCAGGGCAGAGGGAAACCCCGUACCGUUCUCUCAGUGGGAGGGGCUUAUCAUCUGGGGAGCCUCAACAGCAUCAUGUUGCUGACGAGACAGAGAAGAGUCUCUCCAGAUCAGAACAUCUCAAGAAGCACCAGCAGAGACGUACAGGGAAGAAACCUCACCACUGCUGCUCUGACUGUGGGAAGAGUUUCACUAGCCGGAGUGGCUUCAUUAUUCACUGUGAUCAGUGUGGGAAGAGUUUUGCUGCAUCUAACACCUUCAAAUCUAAUGUAAGAAUUUGUACAAAGGAGAAGUCUUACCCCUGCCUUGAUUGUGGGAAAAGCUUUGUUAGUGCAGGAGUCCUAACCAUACACAAGCGUGUACACACUGGAGAGAAGCCUUAUAGCUGUGAUCAGUGUGGAAAGAGCUUCAAUCAGUCAGUCCACCUGACUACACACCAGCUAAUACACACUGGUGUGAAGCCUUAUAACUGUGAUCAGUGUGGAAAGAGCUUUGCUGUAUCAGAAAAACUAACUAUACACCAGCGAAUACACACAGGAGAGAAGCCUUAUAGAUGUGAUCAGUGUGGAAGGGGCUUUUCUCAAUCAGUAACCCGGAAUAUACACCAGCGAAUACACACAGGAGAGAAGCCUUAUAGCUGUGAUCAGUGUGAGAAGAGCUUUGCUGUAUCAGAAAAACUAACUAUACACCAGCGAACACACACUGGAGAGAAACCUUACAGCUGUGGUCAGUGUGGGAAGAUCUUUGCUGUAGUUUCCUCCCUGAUUAGACACCAGGUAACACACACUGGAGAGAGAACGUAUGUCUGUCUAUGUGGGAAGAGCUUUGGUCUAGCUUCCUCCCUGACUACACACCAGCGAACACACACUGGAGAGAAGCCUUACAGCUGUGAUCAUUGUGGAAGGGGCUUUUCUCAAUCAGUAAACCGGAAUAUACACCAGCGAACACACACAGGAGAGAAGCCUUAUUGCUGUGAUCAGUGUGGAAAGAGCUUUGCUCUAGCUUCCACCCUGACUGCACACCAGCGAACACACACUGGAGAGAAGCCUUAUUGCUGUGAUCAGUGUGGAAAGAGCUUCAAUCAGGUAUGCAACCUGACUAAACACCAGCGAACACACACUGGAGAGAAGCCUUAUAGCUGUGAUCAUUGUGGAAAGUGCUUUGCUCAAUCUGGGAGCCUGACUGCACACCAGCAAACACACUGGACAGAAGCCUUAUAUCUGUGAUCAGUGUGGGAAGCGCUUCAGUCAAUAAGGGACCCUUUAUUCACACCAGUGAACACACACUGGAGAAGGAACCUUAUGACUGUCUAGGUGGGAAGAACUUUGUUUAUUUAGGGUCAAUGAGUAAAAAACAGAAAGCACAAACAUGCUGGAUUUCAUCUUCUUUCCUUCCGGCACCGGUUCCAGAUCCCUAAAUAAAGGAUCAAUAGAAAACAUCUAGUGAACAGUCAUAUCCAUCUCCCAUUCUUAAACAGUUGCCGUAGUCUGAUCACCAUGGUAACCUCUGUGCAGCAUAAUAUGCAGUUCUGAUCUAGGAUCAGGUCUCCCCUGUGUUUAUGUAAUAUCACACAUUGGGAUCUAAAUGGAUAAAUGUUAUCAUAGAAAAUGUCAUAGUGAACCUGUGUGGGGGGGUGUUGAUAAUUGUAUCUUUCAUACACUCAGGAUACUAUUAUUAUUAAAUGUCAUUAUGUAGAAUAAUGUUUCAACAAUAGGUGUAUAUUCAUGUAUUCAAUUGCUCAAUGAAUUCAAUCCAUUAUCUUCUAAAUAAGAAGUUAUCACUUAAAUUUUUAUAUUGAUUGAAAUGAAACUAAAUCGAAUCCAUAAUGUAUUGGAUAACAAUUUCCAUGAGGUCAAGGCAAGAACUAUGCAUACUGUGUCUUGUAACAACGGUUAAUGUAAUAACUUUUAGAUUUAUAAUGUAAUAAAACUGGUAAAUGUAAUAUAUUGUUGGUUAAUAUGAUAAAAUGUUGAAUUGUUGUCGUAAUAAGUUACGGUACCAGUUAACAACUUUUUUAAUGAAUAAUGUAAUGACUUCAAGCGAUCAUGUAAUAACACCUAAACCAAUGUUUUGUUACUACACUAAUGUUAAUGCACAUAUCACCCUCCACUAAUUGCAAACCCACACACACAAACCUAUGCACUUGUACUCUUACACAAGCACAUACACACAGUUAUAGACACGCAUUGAUUUGAAAAAAAUAAAUCAACAAUUAAUCUAGUUCUUAUAGUCAAUUAGACAGGGUGCUCGGUCAGGCAAGCGGAAGAAGGAUUGGGAAACUGCAAAUAACAAUAAGCUGAACUCCACCUAGCAGAAACAUCUUUGUAUUAGCAACUAUUAAUUAUGAGCUGAUAUUGUAUUAUAGUUAAGGGACAUCACCCUGGGUGGGGUGAACCAUAGUAGGGGAUAAAAAGGGAAAACACCAUCUUUAGAACUGAGUGUGUUGUUUGUAAAUUGCUGUAAGUGUAUACUCCGGGUUGCAAUCCUUAUUAAACAAACUAACCUCUGAUCAAA
Molecule: messenger RNA, 2641 nt
Organism: Salmo salar (Atlantic salmon)
Lineage: Eukaryota; Metazoa; Chordata; Actinopteri; Salmoniformes; Salmonidae
Source: RefSeq, a predicted model, not a curated record